AAAAAUAAAUAUAGAAAAAAAUAAAAUAAGAAAUAAAUAGAAAAAUAAUAAUACACAAAAAAAAAAUUAAAAUAAAAACAAAAUAUAUUUUUAAAAAUAAUAUUUUUCAUGAUAUUAUUUAUUUAUUUUUUUUUAUUUAAUUUCUUAUUUAUUUUAUAAGAAAAUAUUCUUAUAUAUUUAUAUUAUUUCAACUAAAUAUAAAAUUUUCGCUGAAUUACGAAAAUUUAAUAAAUGAAACAUUAAAUUUAAAUGCCAAUUGAAUAAUAAAAUUAAUAAUUUAAAUUUUUAUUAAAACAAAAUCAAUUUAAAAUAAAAUAUUUAUAAUCCGUGUUAAUUGAAACAAUGAACUGGUUCGUUGUGCGGGCAAAUAAUUAAUAAAAUAGAAAUAGAGAAAAAAUAUUUUUUUUUUAUUUGAAAUUUGAAAAUAAAAUUUUAUUAUUAAGAUUUUUUUAAAUACUUGGAGUUCAAGUAGUUCACAAUAUGAUAGAACAGAAAUAAAUUAAUUUUUUUGGCGGAUUUAUUUAUAUGUUAUAAAAUAUUAUCUGUAUGUUAAUUUAAAAUUUAAAAACAAAAAAUUUGAAUAUAUUUUGAAUGAAUAAUUGUGUUUUUAUACGGAAAUAAAUUUCGGAAACAGUAUUUUUUUUUCGAUUGAUUUGAGUUUUGAAUUGUGAAUGUUUAUAAAGUAUAAAAAAGUGGUAAUUGAUUUAAAAUUUUGGCAUUAAUUAUUUAAUUAAAAAAAAAUUAUGAAAGAAGAUGAAAUGCAAUUCUGAUUCUAUAAUGUUCAUGUUUAGAUAAUAAAAUUCAUGAAAAAUACAUAAAAAUUAUAUAAAAAUAAUAUUUAAGAAGGUGAUCCCAAAAUAUGAAUAGUUUACCAAAAUUUUAAAAAUUUUUAUUUUUGAGAAAUUUUUAAUGCAAAAAGGGGAAAAGUAAUAUUGAAUUAUUAUUCGAAAUAAAAAAAAAACAAAAAAGUAUAUUCUUGCCAUAAAAACUUUAAAAUUUUUUUUUAUUUUUUCCCCUGUUCGUUAGAAAACCGUCAAAAUUAUUACCCAUAAUUCAUUGAGUGUGUACGGGGGUGGCGUUAUGUGCGCCUCACCGUCCACAGCGACAGGAUUUUUUAAUCCGAGAUCGCAAACAUCUGAUUUAACUGCACUAGAAUUGGGUUUUACACGUGGUAUGCCAUUGGUUGCACCACCAUGUCCACCAAGUGCAUGGCAUGAUCCCAAUUUAAGUAGUCAUUUACCUGUAUCAUCAUCAGCAUCUAGUGUAAGUGCAACAACACCAUCAUCAUUAAUAUCAACAAAAACAGAAUUAACAAGUUUAUCAGCUGGACAUCAUACAUCUGGCGGGACAAAUGGUAGUGGAGGUGGAGGUGGUGGUGGUUCUAAUAAUAAUACAAAUGAUGGCACCAAUAGUACAGGCAAUAAUAGUGGAUUAGUACCUAUUUUAAAUAAUAAUACAGAUUGUAAACCAAUUAGCACAACACCUAGUUCACAAGCGAAUAGUUCACAAAGUAGUAAUGGUGGCUGUGGUUCACAAGCUGAUGUUAAACCAAAUAUUGAAUGUGUUGUUUGCGGUGAUAAAAGUUCCGGUAAACAUUACGGACAAUUUACUUGCGAAGGCUGUAAAUCAUUUUUUAAACGAUCUGUUAGAAGAAAUUUAACAUAUUCAUGUCGGGGCAAUAGAAGUUGUCCAAUUGAUCAGCAUCAUAGGAAUCAAUGUCAAUAUUGUCGAUUAAGAAAGUGCCUGAAAAUGGGUAUGCGACGAGAAGCUGUUCAGCGUGGACGUGUACCACCAACACAAACUGGUUUAAUGCACGGUCAAUAUCAAUUAGCAAAUGGUGAUCCAAUGAGUUUUAAUGGUCAUUCAUAUUUAAGUUCCUAUAUAUCAUUAUUAUUAAGAGCUGAACCAUAUCCAACAUCACGUUAUGGUCAAUGUAUGCAACCAAAUAAUAUAAUGGGUAUUGAUAAUAUAUGUGAAUUAGCGGCUAGGUUAUUAUUUUCGGCAGUCGAAUGGGCAAAAAAUAUACCAUUUUUUCCAGAAUUACAAGUAACCGAUCAAGUAGCGCUAUUACGUUUAGUAUGGUCAGAAUUAUUUGUAUUAAAUGCAUCACAAUGUUCAAUGCCAUUACAUGUAGCACCAUUAUUAGCUGCAGCUGGUUUACAUGCAUCACCAAUGGCUGCCGAUCGUGUUGUAGCAUUUAUGGAUCAUAUUAGAAUAUUUCAAGAACAAGUUGAAAAAUUAAAAGCAUUACAUGUUGAUUCAGCUGAAUAUUCAUGUUUAAAAGCAAUUGUUUUAUUUACAACCGAUGCUUGUGGGUUGUCAGAUGUUACGCAUAUAGAAUCAUUACAAGAAAAAUCACAAUGCGCUCUCGAAGAAUACUGCCGAACACAAUAUCCUAAUCAACCAACAAGAUUUGGAAAAUUAUUAUUGAGACUGCCAUCAUUGAGAACAGUUUCAUCACAAGUCAUAGAGCAAUUAUUUUUUGUACGUCUAGUCGGUAAAACACCAAUUGAAACAUUGAUACGUGAUAUGCUAUUAUCCGGUAACAGUUUUUCAUGGCCUUAUUUACCGUCAAUGUGACAUACAAUGUGGCGGCAAUUAACA
Condylostylus longicornis is the source of this 2604-nucleotide messenger RNA. RefSeq names its product steroid receptor seven-up, isoforms B/C (gene svp). The record is from RefSeq and is a predicted model, not a curated record. Bases 1081 to 2580 code for a protein of 499 amino acids. NCBI's taxonomy places the organism in Eukaryota, Metazoa, Arthropoda, Insecta, Diptera, Dolichopodidae. The transcript is spliced from 5 exons. Gene Ontology annotation, molecular function: RNA polymerase II cis-regulatory region sequence-specific DNA binding; zinc ion binding; nuclear receptor activity. Gene Ontology annotation, biological process: anatomical structure development; regulation of transcription by RNA polymerase II; cell differentiation.